AUGCACAUAUUUCUCUUUCUGGCAGCUCUCCUGGCCACUUCCAUCACUUAUGCGGCCCCCAUUCAAUAUGAGAGCAAGAAAAUCUUUGUUAUUUCGCAGAAGCCAACCUUGAUACCGCAUUAUAUGCCCCAGGCCAAGAGUGCAACAAUUCUUGCCAAUGUGACGGAUCCCGAUCUCAGCCGCGACUCCUGCGGCUCGGUCAAGAUGGGAUUUCGUACCCUUUGGACUUGUCGAGACACUGCCAUCCGUGUCCCCGGCACCAACCAGUUUGCAUUCGUCUUUGCCAACACAGCCGGCUGGACCGACAAUCAGCAAGACGAAGCACCCGCUAUUCAACAGGGAGGGCCGGUUGGAGCAGGAUCAGAUGGCAUCAAUAGCAUCCUCCUGAUGAAGGGCCCGCGGCCAACUCUUCCUACGUUCUACCCCUUGGGCCCCAACAUGUGCCCAAACUCUGGGGCAUGUGAUGACGGGACAAGCAGAUGGACAGCAUGGCCAGACUCACCACCAAUGGUCACGGACACGGCUCUCAAUGGAACUGUCACGGCAUAUACUUGGGUGUCCAACAACCAGAUGGUCAGCAGUAGCAUGGAGCAAUUGACACCUCAGCCUUCAACCACCAUGUUCAAGAUGACAUACACGCCCGAUCUCAACCCAGACGUGCUUCCGGCUGUUUCAACUGUGGAUGGUAAUUUCUGGGGAGAGCACGAGAUUGCAUAUGGAACCUAUGGCAACGUUGUCAGGGGGGAGUACGCCUAUCUCUACGGACUACUACACCUGGGAGGUGUCGCUUUAGCAAGGGUUCCCGUCGAUUGUAUCGAGAACAAGAGCCAAUACGAAUACUACGUGGAUGGCAAGUGGACAAGCACCAAGCCCGCCAUCGAUGACCCAGCUGCUGCAGUCCCCAAUGCCGGAACAACAGGACAGGGAACCUUUUACUUCUCGGAUCGGGCCCAGUCAUACGUCUGGAUCGGCCAGGCCAGCAUCAGCGUCUCGGCCGACUUUUACAUCUCGACGGCCCCAAGCCCAGAAGGGCCCUGGACAAGCCCAUAUCUCCUCUACUCGGGGCCCAACGGCGAUGGGGACCUGCCGUCGUACAGCUUGCAAGCGCAUCCUCACAUGCUGCGCGAGUAUGACGACGGCAUCUAUCUGACGUGGACGCAGUACUUCAAGCCCAGCACAUACGCUGCAUAUGUCACCCCGCUUGUGUACGUUUCGUUUGUCUAG
Trichoderma breve is the source of this 1224-nucleotide messenger RNA. RefSeq lists its product as uncharacterized. Bases 1 to 1224 code for a protein of 407 amino acids. NCBI's taxonomy places the organism in Eukaryota, Fungi, Ascomycota, Sordariomycetes, Hypocreales, Hypocreaceae. The record is from RefSeq and is a predicted model, not a curated record. The transcript has a single exon.